GGAAAAAUUAUUCAAAUACGAGAUUCAUGAGGUGGGUCCCGGCGACUUCAAGACAUCAUAUUCAUUACAAAAUCAGCAAUAACUUUGAAAAAGAGAGAGAGAGAGAGUCAGAGCCACUCUGUCUAAAAGAAUUCUGAAUUCUGCUCUGCUUUUUGAGUUUCAUUUUGAUCCGAAGAUGCCUCGUGGAACCCUUGAAGUUCUUCUUGUUAGCGCCAAAGGUCUCGAGGACUCCGAUUUCCUAUCUGGAUCGGAUCCUUAUGCGAUUCUCACCUACCGGACUCAGGAGAAGACAAGCGGCAUUGCAUCAGUUGAAGGAUCUUGCUCUGAGUGGAAUGAGAGCUUCCUCUUCUCCAUAUCCAGCGAUGUGACCGAGCUGAAGAUCAAACUAAUGGACAAAGACACAUUUACAGCAGACGACUUUGUUGGAGAAGCAACAAUUCCUCUGGAGCCUUUGUUUGUUGAAGAAAGCGUUCCCCCCAUGGCGUACCAAGUUGUGAAAGACGAGCAGUACUGCGGAGAGAUUAAAGUUGGCCUCACUUUCACUCCCCAGAGGAGUAGAGGCGGCGAGCUUGAAGAGGAGAGCCUUGGAGGAUGGAAGCAAUCAUCAUUUGAGGAGUGAGAAAGAUCUUCAGAUUAUGAGUCAGUUUGUGUGAACUCACAAUUCUUUGCAACUACUUGCUGUUUUUAUCAUUUAAAGGAACCUACUUUGUGAUGGAUUUCAGCAAUAUUGGUCGUCGUUGGUGUGCUUUUAUGCAUCUCAUUUUAUGCUUUCA
Messenger RNA from Salvia miltiorrhiza (redroot sage), 773 nucleotides. RefSeq names its product elicitor-responsive protein 3. The transcript is spliced from 5 exons. Bases 176 to 619 code for a protein of 147 amino acids. Lineage: Eukaryota; Viridiplantae; Streptophyta; Magnoliopsida; Lamiales; Lamiaceae. The record is from RefSeq and is a predicted model, not a curated record.